AUGGGUUAUAUAUUAAACAAAUAUAGGGGAAUAUAUAAUUUGAGGUGGCAAAUUGAAAGAUAUUUUCAAAACAUUAGGUGAAAAUGCAAGUUUUUCAAAGUUGAGGAGGGGCACAUGCCCCUUCUAGGCCUUAAUUGGCUCCGCCACUGAUUGCUGGAGACUUGCAACAGUUCACACUAGAAUGUGAAAUCACAAUGGGUACAGGAAUUGGGUUUCAAGUUAUGAUAGUUGAUGAAAUAUUUUAAAAAUUGGAUAAUGUUUGGUUAAGAAACAUUUCUGUUAGGGGUCAACAUAUUAAUUUUCAGCACCCUUUGUCAGUGGUUAUAGUGCUGCUUCGUGGAUUAUAUUGCUUUACUCUUGCCCCUCUAUUUUGACACUUUACGAAAUGUAAUAGCUACAAAACUGUUUGUCAUUGGCUAUAGUUUUGCUUUUGUGGAUUAUAGUGCAUUGUUCUUGCCCCUCUAUCCUGACUCCUUACGAAGUGUAAUAGCUACAAUCUAUAUCUUCUACAUGGAGUAGAAACAAUGGAGAUGGUGGAUGGGAUGGUGGACGUGGAUAUGGUGGUAGAGGCCGAGUUAGGGGAAGAUGCCGCGGUUUUCUUGGACGUGGAAGAGGCUAUGGUGGUGGGGAUAUGCAACAAGACUUGGGUGGUUACAAUGGUGGAUCAGGGGCACUGUUUGCUCAAGGCCGUGGCCGUGGACGUGGACGUGCGCAUGGAUGCAGCUGGGGCUGUGGGCGGGGGCGUGGGGGUGGUCAGGAUUUCAGAUCUGAUGGUCCAGUCUAGGCAGCUGCCUGACCGGCAGGAGGAACAGCUCUUAGAUUUGUAGUUCUGGAUGCCUGCUCUGCUGAUUAUGUCUUCUUCUCAUGAAAAAAAUGGGAAAAAAGAGAGAGAGAAAAGUAGUGUAAUUUCAUCGAUAAUUUUCUAGGAAUAUGGGUUAAUACUGAGCUGCUGCUGAUUUCAUGCAGAAGCCAUGUUUUUUUUGUAGUCAGUAGGAUUAUUUUGAUUUAAUGAUGACAAACACAGUUGUACAAUUCCUCUCUUAGGAGAAAUAAUAGAGCAUUACAUUCUUUUAUUCUUAUUUCUAAAUUUACCGCCUCUUUGCUGAAUCAGUUGUUUCAUGAAAUUUUUAUUGUAAGGCUGCUUGGACUUCGUAUUACUUGUUUUCAGCCUCCAGCUU
Molecule: messenger RNA, 1178 nt
Organism: Camellia sinensis
Lineage: Eukaryota; Viridiplantae; Streptophyta; Magnoliopsida; Ericales; Theaceae
Source: RefSeq, a predicted model, not a curated record